CUUUUACAAACUCAAAUGACUCAUAGAGGAAAAGACUUCAGACUUUAGUGGGCAGAAGCACUUUAACAAACCCAUCAGUAUCAAAAGUGAAAUGAAUCGCUGCACAUCACUUCAUUGAUAUCAGCUCAAAUCUUCUUCACUUGCCAGAUUUACAAACCUGAAUAAAUUAAGUAAAAGUUUGAUUUAUCAUAAAGGUGAAAAAAGUGCUCAUCAACAGGAAAUGAAAAUCAAAGGUCCUCUGGCAGUUUUGUUCCUUUUGCUGUUAGCCAUGGUCAGUGCUACAGAAGACAUUGGCUCAUGCUAUGGAAUUAGCAUUGGCACUAUAGCAGGCAUUGUUUUUGGUGAUGUUGCCCUGACGGUUCUUGUUGUUACUACAACAUACUGGUAUGCCAGCAAACGCAGACAAAAGAAAGAGAACGCUGAUGAAGUUUACAUGAAUGUCAGAGCAAACUGCAAAUCAUGAGGACUUUCAGAAAAUUAACAUCAACAAUAAGACUUAUGAAAUGACAUGAUGUAUGUUUAUAGCCUAUCACUGUUGCCAUGUAAAUACAACAAGAUCGCCUUGAUGUUUAAGCCAUGUAAAAAUAGCCUGAAAACUUUUCAAUGAGUAAUAACAGUGUAAGAAACUAGUCAUAUGAGUAAUGUCUUAACAGCAAUACAGUAAAAGAAAAAGUGUGCCAUCUUGUGGGUUUUUCUCAGUAAGCUCAGGUUUACAAUCUUUAUAUCCUUCCUAUAGAAGUGUAUGUUUUGUGUAAUAGCUUAUAAGAAGCCUUUGUUUUUCAUGAUUUUAUUAAAUAAAGAAUUUAUGCAUUGUUUUAUACAGAUGUCAAUAUAAUAUAUACUUAUACCUGGAGAUGUUUCAAACAAAAUAUUCAGUCUUUGUUUGGACAAGGUUUAUUAGAUUAUGAAGAAGUCUAUAAUUUGAAUCUUUGGUGACUCUUUCUCAUAGCACAAGCCAUCAUUUAUAGCUUAAUAUAUUCAAGAAUUGGUUGUGGCAAUGCUUAAACUGAAUGCAUUAUGUGUUUAUUGUGAAUGUGUAUAGGCAGUUUACAUUUGUGUUAUCUAAUAAUCUUGGUCUUUUGCAAUCAUGACCACAAAGCAAGGCAAAUGCUUCAUCUUGUGUAAAGUUGCUCAUUGUAUUAAAACAUAGCUUUUGUCUUA
Molecule: messenger RNA, 1161 nt
Organism: Paramisgurnus dabryanus
Lineage: Eukaryota; Metazoa; Chordata; Actinopteri; Cypriniformes; Cobitidae
Gene: hcst
Product: hematopoietic cell signal transducer
Biological process (GO): regulation of immune response; positive regulation of phosphatidylinositol 3-kinase/protein kinase B signal transduction
Cellular component (GO): membrane
Molecular function (GO): signaling receptor binding; phosphatidylinositol 3-kinase binding
Source: RefSeq, a predicted model, not a curated record